CAAAUUUACAGGGAGUUAUUGAACGCAUCGCCAAUGCACGCUGAAAAGUUUAGCUGCAGUGCCUAGCUAGUCUCUCAAAGCAGUCGCCGUUUAUUAUAUAUAAAGUUGUUUUUGUUACGUUUUAACAGUUUGAUUCGAGGAGAAACUGCUACGCUUCCUGGUAUUUAAUAAAGUUUUAAUUCAAACGGGAACGCCGCUUUGGGACGCUAACGCAUGUUAGCAUUAGCUUACGGGAUAACCCCAUGUCCGAGCAGCCGUCAGUGUCAGCAGCACAACAUGUGGAGGAGUUUAGGGCCAGUUUUACUGCAGGACAACAGAGAGAACUGGCGAAGAGACUCACCACGUUUCUGGCUCAGUACAGCCAUCUGACCGACUCUUUUAUUAUUGAGUUCUUCACUGAAAAUCUCUGGCAGACAUUACCCAGACCCUGGCAGGCGGUGCUGCAGGACCUCUCAUACCCGCAAACUGCACGUCUGCUGCUGGAUGCUUCCCAUGAUGAAGACAGGAGGUACCCGUCGGUGUGGCCCCUGUCCCUCCUGGCUUUCCGUGCCACAGCUCAUGCUCUGGCCUUUCCCAGAGAGUGCAGGCCUGACCGAGGCAGGGUGGCUGGUUCGCAGAGGCCUGAUGAGUUCCUGAAGAACCAGAGUCAGAGUUCUUUACUGGGCCACAUAUUCAGGAAGCACGUCAAACCCAAGAAACAGCAUGAGAUCCGAAAGCUCGGCACGCUUGUUAAACAACUCUGUGACCAGACAGGCUGCAGGAGAGUGGUGGACGUGGGCUCUGGCCAGGGUCACCUGAGCCGUUUCCUGUCCUUCGGGCUCGGACUGUCAGUGACGGCUAUUGAGGCGGAUCACACCCUGGCUGCUAUGGCCGUCAAGUAUGAUGGAGAGUUACUGUGGACCCUGGAGAAAGAAAAACAGAAAAAGAGCUGCUCCUUUCAACCUCCUGAAGCACGCUCCGUUCCACGGCACAUCGCUGGAUGGGUGAACCCCAGAGCAUCAUGGGAAGCUUUUAUCAAGCAGCUGGAAUAUGCAAAUCACGCCAUGGAAGGAGCCCAGACUUCAUCUGCACCCAGCAAAAAGAGACGUGCAGAUCUAACUCAGACCGAUGGCCUUUGGCUCAGUUCAGACCGGAGUGAGCGUGAACAGAUGCCGUCUGAGGGACGCUGUUGUUCAGACAUCCGGACGUUCUCUGAAGAGGCCAGAGACGCCGAGGAGACCCGUCUGCUGGACUAUCCACACUUUGUCCUGACUGGUCUCCACGCCUGCGGCGACCUCAGCGCCACCCUCCUCCGCCACUUUGUCAGCUGCCCUCAGGUCCGUGGCAUCACCUCAGUGGCGUGUUGCUACAUGAAGAUCACAACCAAAGAAAACCCCACCCCUCCAGGACUGAUCCCACCUCCCACUCCACUCACACCCGGUGCUGAGGCAGCUCCCCUUGGGUUUGGCUACCCGAUGAGCUCCUGGGUGAGAGGGUUGCCUGGACACCAGCUCUCCUAUAAAGCACGGGAGGGGGCGUGUCAUGCUGUGGAGGACUACGCGCGGAGGCUUGUGGAGGAGAGCCAGCUGCUGCGGACGCACUGUUACCGAGCGAUGCUGGAGACGUUCAUCAGGGACGCGAGACCGGACCUCCGCAGGGCAGGAAUCCAGACCAUAAAGAAAGCCCACUUAUUAGCUUUUACUGAAUACGCCCGUCUGGGCCUGCCGCGCGUCGGCCUGCCUCCUGAUUUAGCCCUGGACCAGGAGCGGGUGGCGGCCAUGUUGGAACAGCAGAACAAAGUGGUGGUGUACUUCACUCUGAGCCUGCUGCUCGCUCCUGUGGUGGAGACCUUGGUGCUGCUGGACAGGAUGAUCUAUCUGAAGGAAAACGGUCUGGACAGUCAGCUGAUUCCUCUCUUCAAUCCAAAUUUUUCCCCAAGAAACUUUGUGCUGGUUGCUCUGAAGCCGUCCAGAUAAUUUGUACAAAACGCAGCCCAUGCACUGGUUAACCUGUUUGUAGCAGAAUGGAUGCAGGAAGUUAAGGCUUUGCCUUACUAGCUGGGAUAAGUUAGCAGUCGUGUUUUCAUCAGUGUUUGUGCUGCAUGGAUAUCAGAUUUACAGGCUGAUGUAGAUUGUUGUGUAAAGCCUUCUAAAAGGGAAACUAUUCAGGAAUAGCUCUAUAAUCUGAAAAUAAAGUGUGUGCCAAACUGCCAUAUUUAUAUUUUUACCUCCAAAUCGUGACUGUCUUCCAAAAUUUGACUCAUGGUUUGGUUUCUGAUGACGUGGUUGUUGUAACAUUGCUGUAUUUUAUUUUAACUGUAAGUUAUUUUAUCCAUUUUUUUAAAUGACGUUUUAGGUCUCGGUCAUCUUUGCUUCUGCACUGUGACCUAAUGUGUAAAAUAAAAAAAUAAUCUAAAAAAUAAAGCUUUAGGUUUUUGCAGCCAA
Messenger RNA from Fundulus heteroclitus (mummichog), 2423 nucleotides. RefSeq names its product ribosomal RNA adenine dimethylase domain containing 1 (gene mettl25b). Gene Ontology annotation, molecular function: rRNA (adenine-N6,N6-)-dimethyltransferase activity. The coding region runs from base 243 to 1955 and encodes 570 amino acids. The transcript is spliced from 8 exons. The record is from RefSeq and is a predicted model, not a curated record. Gene Ontology annotation, biological process: rRNA modification. Lineage: Eukaryota; Metazoa; Chordata; Actinopteri; Cyprinodontiformes; Fundulidae.